Messenger RNA from Salvelinus namaycush (lake trout), 4322 nucleotides. RefSeq names its product actinodin1 (gene and1). The record is from RefSeq and is a predicted model, not a curated record. The transcript has 7 exons. Lineage: Eukaryota; Metazoa; Chordata; Actinopteri; Salmoniformes; Salmonidae. The coding region runs from base 1509 to 3773 and encodes 754 amino acids.
CAUACAUUCCAUAGCUGAGCUAAAUGAUCAGUGUGCGUUUAGAGUGGUCGUGCCUCAAUGUGCUGCAGCAGGCAGGUCUUUAGGCGCUGAAAAACACCUGUUAGUGGACUAAUAAUUACAUACUCCAUAAUAUCACAUGCACACUCAUACCUAGAAGAACUAUAUAGGACAUCCCUAGUUAACAUGAUCAGUAUGUUGAUGGCUACUGGACAGCAGCUCUAAAAGCUUUUUUAAAGGCCUUUUGUAGCUUCAUAAAUCAUGUAGACGGUGUCAAAGGGGUUGUCACAUUUGGCAAUGGUCCGGGUUGUAUUCAUUAGGGCACACUGUAGCACCAUAAAACGUUGGAUACAAAACACACAGGUGACAAAUGCAUACAUUUCUAUCCAUCUCUGUGUGGCUGUGACCUAGCUGGAGUGUUUGGUGAGUCCGAAACCAUUACCUGUUCGGUUUGGGUGCUAUUGCAUCUUACAGGGACGUUGCUCAAGAGCCACUGUACGGAUGCAGGACCUGUGUGUGUGUAAACCCUCUGUUACAGGGCAGAUGUGUCUGAACAGUAGAACUAAUGAGGAAACGAGCACCUGAAGUGACUGAUGAGCAGACCAGCUGUCAGCGUGCCAACAGGGCUGUCUAACACCAGCUAGCAGGCAGGGUUCUGGGCCUUCCUCCUACAAAAUGGGUUCUGAGUCUCCUUCUUACAAAAUGGGUUCUGGGAAGUGCUUAUGUGGCGCCUUUACCCUCCUUUCCCCCUUCAUUAUUUCCCCUCUAUUUCCUUGUCUCCCUCUCUGUUUUCGCUCUCUCUUUCUCUCUCUCUCUUUCUCUCUCUUUCUCUGUAAUUAUGGAGUCUCUGAUUGGUCGGGUGGUUGAGCUGGCAGCAGCCAAUAGCAGCUCUGGUAGCAGUGCCCCUCGAUCUCCUGGAAAGGUUUGUGUGUGUUAAUUAUUAGAGGUCUGUUUAAAACCAGACCUAACCAUUUUAGGGGGCACAGUCUGUCAGUAGAGCCAGAUGGACAGGGUGCACCAGGAGCCUCACAUACACACUUAAACAUCCAGCCUCUGAACCGGCCAGUGCGCUUCGUCUGAUACAGCCUCUCCUCAAGAUCCAACAGAGACUCCACUACACACAACUACAGGUAAGACAACAUCAAGGUUUGGUUUAAGUCCAGUUUAAGGUCAGGUUUGAGUGCUCUGAAACACCUGUAGCCUGUGUAGGAGAAUCAACCAGCAGAGCAGCCUAAACCCCCUGAUGAGACUCAGACAGAAGACCCUCUGAGGAAGCAGUUUAGACAGGUGGAAGCAGACCCACUGGUGGAUGUAGACUGGAAACAUUGUUAUAAUUUCUUCUUAUGGGAAGCAAGACAACUAGAAGUGCUUUAGCAGGACGAGGGUACUAACUCUCUUCCACAGCAUUCACUAGUCUUGGUUUGGAAUGGCAUGGGUAUAGGAACCACUUUAUUUGACAGUAAACUGUUUCCACUGGUAUUUACCUGAAAUUGUCCGUAGGAGAGGAGGCCAUGGCUGGAAGGAGCAGAACGUGGUUCUCUGGUGUGUUCACUGCUGCUCUGCUGGCCACCAUACUGCUGCCUGAAUUCCUGUCGGCAUGGCCGGUGUUUCAGAAGCUCAAUGGACAUGUAGGGGAUGCCACUGAAGAGACAGCGGUUGCCAUGGCAUCGGCAAGGAGGCUUGUCCGUAACCGUAGAAACAUCAGCUGGUACAAGCAACACUCAGACUUCUGGAGCUGGUACAAAUACUUCACGGACAAUGGAAACACGGAGGCAGUUCAGGAGCUGGACAGGGUCUACCUGGCCUACCUCCAGAAUAAGAACCGUGCUGAGGGACGUCGCUCUUAUAAGGCCUACCUGGGCCACCUAGGGGACAUCUACAAGGCCUGCGCCGACUCAGAGGACCCAAACUGCGUGGCCUCGGCUACUAGCCGGCAAAAACCUGAAACCCCCAAGGCCCCUCCUAAGCCCGCCCCUGUCAAGGCCUGUGACCCCUACAGAGACCCAUAUUGUCUGUAUGCUGCCAAGAGCCAGCCCCCACCUGGCCCGGUCAAGGCCCCAGCCCCCAAUUAUGUGCGCUCCCCUGUGGCUGUUAAAGAACAUUCUGGGUACUACUACUCCCCCGCUGUGCAGCCCUUCCUGUCCAAGGAGCAGAAGGCGGAGCUGCUGCGUAUCUGUUCAGCGGAGGACGUGGACUGUCUCCAGUACCACCUGAGAGCUGCUUUCGGCCACAAUCCCUCCGCUGGGCCCCUGCCCUCCUACGCCCACCUGGGCUGUGACCCGAAAGACCCCACCUGUAAACCCCAGCUGGUCCAAAAAGCUCCUUCCGGCCUCUUCCGCCGUUACCCCAACUGUGACCCCAGAGACCCUCGCUGCGCCUACGCUGCAUCCCUACAGGCACCCCGUGCCCCUGCUCCCCCCGCCCCGGCGGGUCCUGGUUCCUGCAACCCUCUGUUUGAGGACGGUUGUAACCCUCUCACCGCAACCAAGUACGCCACGGCACCAGAGGAGUUCAAGGAAGAACACAAAGAUGAACCCGCCGCAAUGCGUGCUGCGCCCCCAGGUCCCGAGCAACGCAGCGACCCAUUCGCUAUGUACAGCGAUGCUUAUGCUAACGCUAAUGGUAACCGCCAAGGCAGUGCUCCCAGCGCUCAAGCUAGUGACCCAUAUGCCAUGUACCGCCAACGCAGUGCUCCCAGCGCUCAAGCUAGCGACCCAUAUGCCAUGUACCGCCAAGGCAGUGCUCACAGCGCUCAAGCUAGCGACCCAUAUGCCAUGUACCGCCAAGGCAGUGCUCCCAGCGCUCAAGCUAGCGACCCAUACGCCAUGUACCGCCAAGGCAGUGCUCCCAGCGCUCAAGCUAGUGACCCAUAUGCCAUGUACCGCCAAGGCAGUGCUCCCAGCGCUCAAGCUAGUGACCCAUAUGCCAUGUACCGCCAAGGCAGUGCUCCCAGCGCUCAAGCUAGUGACCCAUAUGCCAUGUACCGCCAAGCCAGUGCUCCCAGCGCUCUAGCUAGUGACCCAUACGCCAUGUACCGCCAAGCUAUCACUAAUGCUCAAGCUAACGACCCAUACACCAUGUACAGGCAGGCUAAUGCUAACGAUCCCUUAGUAAUGUACCGUGAAGCUGCGGCCUCCAUGCACAGACAUGUCCCCCCCUCCCCGCCGCAGCAGGACCCCGCCCCCCCUCCCCGCUAUGAGGAGGCCACACAGGAGGAUCGCCACCCGCUGGGCCCCCGGGGAAAGACCAAGGAGGGCUAUGAAUGCUUCAUCGGCUACGACCAGGAGUGCUACCCAAUAGCCCGUGCAGAGCCGCGUUCUGGCGCCCACCGUAACACCGCCUACCCCGCCGAGCCCUACGAGCCGCAUCUCAAUGCCGAUGGAUCACGGAACGGAGUUCUGGAGCCUUCUGACCCCGACUGUGACCCGGAGUACGACACCAACUGCCGCCUGCGUCGCUAUGAACCCCAGGAGGAUCUGCUGCCAGACGCCAACGCCCAAGCUGUACACCAGGGGGACCCACAGCACAGCCGGGACCAUAGCAACAACCAGGGGGAGCCAGAGAGAGAAAGCGAGGCAGAUUCAGAGCCAUACCAGAGUGGCCAGGAGGAGACAUACGGGGCUUACCCCCCUCCCUCGCAGGGGCUGUCAUACGGGUCCUACCCCUCACCCCAGCAGGGUAUGCCCAGCUUCCAGGACAUGCUGAGAGGAUACGGAGACCAGUACCCUGAACAGGAUAACCACAGAGCAUACGCUGCUGACUACCGCCAAAAAUAAAUACACACAUAUACACAUACAUGCAUGCAUACACACUCACACUCACACACACACGUGUAUGUGACAAAUAAAAUUUGAUUUGAUUACAUACAUAGACACACACUGCAUAUGCCAUAAAGACUACAACAACAAAACUAACCAACACACCAGCCAAAAACAGGAGCAGAUGACGUGGAACUCUAUAUUUAAUACAAAACAAUAAAAGACUGAAUGAAGUCUGACACACACACACACACGUCACGUAUGGACGAACAGGCACACACACACACAUAGUAAUGUGCUGUUAGCAGUAGAAGCAGGAGGAGUUUCUCUCCACUAGCUAUUUUAUCUGUCAGUUUGAUAGCUUUUAUUCAUUGAUUAAUUGACAGUAGUUGACGAUUGAUUGCCUCAUUCUCACUGGAAUAUUUAAUACAUUCUUGCAGCUCUGCUUCAAUUCUGUAGCUACAAACUUCACAUUAUUUUUGUGUUUGUUUUGUUUAUGAUGUAUUUUGUAAAGUUUUUUUACACUUUGAAUGUUUUAAAUAAAAGCUUUGAAAAACAUGUAUUUUA